Cordyceps fumosorosea ARSEF 2679 is the source of this 3027-nucleotide messenger RNA. RefSeq names its product ankyrin repeat-containing domain protein. The record is from RefSeq and is a predicted model, not a curated record. The transcript has 4 exons. Lineage: Eukaryota; Fungi; Ascomycota; Sordariomycetes; Hypocreales; Cordycipitaceae. Gene Ontology annotation, molecular function: protein binding. Bases 1 to 3027 code for a protein of 1008 amino acids.
AUGGAUCCCCUCUCCAUAUCCUUUGGCAUCGUCGGCGUCCUGCCCCUCAUCGCCAAGGCCAUCACCACCGCCCGCUCAUACAUCCAAUCCGUCGCCGGCGCCGAGAAGAUGAUCACCGCCCUCAUCCUCGAGCUCGAGGUCCUCCAGGGCGCCAUCCGCAAGCUCGACGCCCUCCUCCGCAGCGAGGCCCUCGGCGACGACGACCUCAAGUUCGACCAGACCUCGGUGCUGCUCUCGUGCUCCGCCGCCAUCGAGGCCAAGCUGCAAGAGCUGGUCGGCAAGCUCACCCACGAGUCCUCCGGGCGGAAGCUGGGCGCUCGUCGCCUGCUGUGGCCGCUGUCGGAGAAGGAGCACCAGAAGACGCUGGCGGAGCUGCGCAGCCUGUCCGGCUGGGUCCAGUUCGCGCUGUCGGUCGACGGGUGCCGGCUGCUGGCGCGGACGUCGGAGAAGGUGGUGGAGGUGCUCGCGGGGCAGCUGGAGCAGUUCCAGGCCAUGCGGCGGCUGGACACGGCGACGACGGAGAUGCUCGGCGCGGUGCGGAAGCAGGCGGCGGUCGCCGAGCGGGAGGGUCGCGGGAGGAUCCUGGACUGGCUGUCGACGGCAAGGUACGAUGCGCGGCAUGCCAUUCUGCGGCGCGAGCGGGCAAAGAAUACGGGGAGCUGGCUGCUGGAAAGCGCCCGCUUCACGCAGUGGCGAGACGGGCUCGCGGCCUCCCGGGUUCUCUGGUGUAACGGGAUCCAGGGCUCUGGCAAGACCAUUCUGGCCUGUGCCGCCAUCGACGAGCUGCGCUCGCAUGGGUCGCUGGCGUAUUUCUACUUUGACUACCAGGACCACGACUCGCAGCCGCCGCUCGCAGUCGUCUCCUGCAUCCUGCGGCAGCUCCUCGAGCAACUACCCGAUCUGCCCGCCUCGGUCAAAGAGCUCUACGAGGCCCGCAACAAGCUGGAGGGCCGACAGCUGCCUGAAUACGAGCGCUUGCUUGACGAGGUUGUCCGAGGGUCAGAAGUGACUUAUCUGGUUCUGGACGCACUGGACGAAUGUGAGCAUGGUAGGUACAUGCUGCAGCUCAUCGACAGGCUGAAUCAGAUAGAAAAUUGCCGCAUUUUGGUUACCAGCAGACCACACGUGUAUAAGCAGUUGCCCGUCUCUCGAUCAUAUUCGGAAAUUAAGAUUGAGGCUCGAGAAGAAGACAUAAAACGCUACGUCCUCGAACAAUGCGAUGUGGCAGAUAUUCAUCAGAUUGCGGAUGAGCACUUUGUGGACCAGCUGGUUGACAAGCUCACCCGAAGCGCAAGUGGAAUGUUUCUGCUCCCUGUACUGCAGCUUCGCACCGUUCUCAACGAGCCGACCAUCGGUGAGAUGGAGGACAAGCUCGAGCAGCUGACCGACGUCCUGUCCGACGCCUUCGAGGAGACGCUCUCCCGCAUCCAGCGGCUGCCGGGAAGUCGCAGCCGGCUGACCCUGUCAGCGCUGAUGCACCUCGCCCACGCCAAGCGACUCCUGCAGGCGGCCGAGCUCAGCGACGUCCUGGCACUUCGACCGGACAGUACUUCGGUCAACGCAAAGUACCGGCCGACGGCCAAGAUAAUUCUCGAGUGCUGCCAGGGCCUCGUGACCCUCGACGAGCAGACCGGCCAGCUGCGACUGGCGCACUACUCGAUACAAGAGUAUCUAGUCGCGACGUCGGAGACGCUGUUCCCUCAGUUCGAGGUUAAGUUGGCGCUCAACUGCCUUGGAUAUAUGCUAUUGGAUGACUUUAAGGCGGGGCCGUUUGAUACAAGGGAAGAAAUCGACGCGCGGCUCAAGGCGUAUCCGUUCCUCUCCUACGUCUCCGAGUUCUGGGGUAGCUACGUCCAGCCCGUAGAGACGGACCUGGAGGUAUGGGACAAGUUACUCGCCUUCUACAUGUCUCUGUCGGCAGCCUCGGCCGCCACCCAGGUGCUGUUUUACCAAAAGGGCUACCACGAGGGCUACUACGGCGUGCAAGAAUCCGUCAGCACCACGCCGCUGCACCACGCCGCCGUCAACUGUCUGGUGCACUCCACGCGCGGGCUGCUCGAGCACUUUGCCGUCGACGAGGCCACCGCUAUGGGCACCACGCCCAUAAUCAAGGCCGCCGCUGGCGGGCACGUCGCCGUCGUUGCGCUGCUCCUCGAGCACGGCGCCGACCCGCGUCUCCAAAACUGGUACGGCGAUGCGCUGCAGUGCGCCGCCGAGGCGGGUGAAUGCGCGACCAUCCGGCAGCUGGUGGAAUGGGGCAUGAGUCCGGACGGGGAGCCCGGUUGCGACCGCUCGCCGCUGAGCUGCGCGCUGGACCGGGACAGCGCGCACGCCGUCGAAGUGCUGGCGGGCCUCGGCGCGGACUUGCGUCUGGAUAACGAAGACGAGCACGAGAAUGUCUUCUUGGAGGCUUGCCAUAGGAACGGCGAGAAAACGGUCGAGUUGAUGCUGCGUCGCGGGUGGGUGGACUUGCGGUCGCGGCCGCAUCACACGGUGCUGGCGAUGCGCGCAGCGACCCUGCCGAUGCUGCGGAGACUGAUAGAGGCUGGUGCUGAUGUGAAUGCCGUGGACAAGCACGGUCGCACCGCACUCUGGUACAUGAGGCAGGAGUUCAAUGAUAAGGCGAUUGAUAGCCUGCAGGGAGCAGGGGCAACGCUCGAUGGGAACACACGGUUGAUGAAUGUCGGUGUUUCUACUCGUGAGCUCAAGGUCGAUGAGCUUGGUGAGAAUGGAUUAGGCGUUGAAAGCAUUGAAACACAGCGCGCCACAACUCUGGUUCCGGGGCCGAAUGGGCAGUUCCAGUGCGAUGUUCCAGGAUGUGCACUCAAGUUUGAUGAAAGUGUCGAGCUGCAGUAUCAUCAGUACUAUAAGCAUGACAGCCACGGACGCCUCUUGACGGGGCUUGUCACUUCAACCUCCUCUUCGAAGGGAAGCUUCGAAGCCCACGCGCGUGACCUAGCAGGCGACGCAAACCACUCCCCAUUACCUAUUCGAAGCCAGGAUAAGAAACUUGACAGUGCCGGCUAG